This is a messenger RNA of Boleophthalmus pectinirostris (great blue-spotted mudskipper), 1289 nucleotides long. It is a transcript of the gene hoxd11a, whose product is annotated as homeobox D11a. NCBI's taxonomy places the organism in Eukaryota, Metazoa, Chordata, Actinopteri, Gobiiformes, Gobiidae. Gene Ontology annotation, cellular component: nucleus. Gene Ontology annotation, biological process: regulation of transcription by RNA polymerase II; anatomical structure development. Gene Ontology annotation, molecular function: RNA polymerase II cis-regulatory region sequence-specific DNA binding; DNA-binding transcription factor activity, RNA polymerase II-specific. The record is from RefSeq and is a predicted model, not a curated record.
AUGUAUGGUAAUUUCUCAGUUGGAUCACAUGACACAAUUACCUCAAGAAUCGAUCAAGAUGUAUUGCAGGUCUGCCUACGUUUCCGAUUUUUUCUGCCUGUCGAGGUCUGUGCGCGCGUCUGUGCUGCUAUAGAUGGACAAAGUUUAACACAGUCAAGCUGCCAAUCACAGGAGGAAAAGGGACGAGAUAUGACGGAAUACGAUGAUCGGAACUGCGCGUCAAAUAUGUAUUUACCAAGCUGUACUUAUUACGUUUCGACGCCUGAUUUCACAUCAGUCUCGUCGUUUUUACCGCAGACCACUUCAUGUCAAAUUAAUUUCCCCUAUUCUCCCAACCUAGCCCAAGUCCAACCUGUUCGGGAAGUGGCUUUCAGGACUGACUAUGGACUCGAGCACCCGAGCAAAUGGCACUAUAGGGGCAAUUACGCGUCCUACUAUUCAGCGGACGACAUAAUGCACCGGGACUUGAUCCAGUCCUCCAGCAGCAGGGCAGACGUGAGAUUCAAAAACGAGACGCUGUACGCUCACCACGGCGGAACGACCUCUUCGUGCGCAAAUUUCUUCACCGGCGUUGGCCGAAAUGGGGUUCUCCCACAAGGCUUCGACCAGUUUUUUGAGGCUGCAAACUCGGAGAAAGCAACCGCAGAGCUGUCUAGACAAAAGGGCACAGAGUCACCAGGGGAACCGGGCAAUAAUACACAGGCUGUGCCCAAACAGGAGCAGCCGGAUAAGGCAGAGACGAGCGGGAGCGUCGACGAAGACUCUUCCUCCAACUGCGGCGACAAGAGCAGCCAACAGGGUCUACCAACGAAGUCCAGGAAGAAAAGGUGCCCAUACUCCAAAUACCAAAUCCGAGAACUUGAACGAGAGUUUUUCUUCAACGUGUACAUUAACAAAGAGAAGCGACUGCAACUGUCCAGGAUGUUAAACCUGACUGAUCGCCAGGUGAAGAUAUGGUUUCAGAAUCGGAGAAUGAAGGAGAAAAAGCUCAACCGCGACCGCUUGCAGUAUUUCACGGGGAACCCUUUAUUCUGAUAGGGUUCACUGUUUCACACUACCCUAUAAACACACAGGCCUCUCAAGACUGCUCCCUUCUCAUGUCGUAACAAAGGUACUUUUCUCAAGCCAGCAUUUAUUUAUUAGUUUGUCUCCUAUAUUUUUGCGUUAAUCAACAUUAUUUCGUCAUAUAGGUGUGCUUUGAGAUUAUUUAUGAAAAUAUACUCUUCUUGUAUAUGUGCAUUUUACAAACGCAUGUAAUGUUGUGGAGUGAAAUAAAGUAGACACGACAA